UAGGCGAUAGUAAGAAAUUCAAUAUUGUUAUGAUUGUCCAACAAAUUUAUCAUCUGUGGAGAAGGUCAUAUUGCAUCACAACAAGAAAAUAGUCAGCAUUAAAACUGCCUUCUGAUUGACCGAGCACACAAAUGUUAACUUAAAAUUGUUACUGAACGUGGUGACUCAAAGAAAUUGAUUAAGUAAAAAGUUAAUAAAAAAGAAAAUCCCCGAAAAUGGCUGCGAAGAAGAUGAUGAUGGGUUUAGUUUUGUUUCAAAUAGAAAGACAUAUUUUUGAGGCUAUCGCGACCAAUCCACAUGCAGAUUCGAAAACAAGAUGCAUCAGUUACAAAGAAGUCUUGCCAAAUGGAGUAUGCAUAAAUGAGCUUAAGAAUUAUAAAAUUUUUCAAUCACCUCUUCAAGCAAAAAGAAGCAAUCGAAAUGCACAGUGGGUCAAGGUUUUCCUGUUAUUAAUGGAAAAUAAAACACGUGAACAAGUUUUACUUUAUGGGACACGUAUACUUCAUGAAUUUUUUUCUAGAACACGGUUCUUCAAUUGCAGAAAGAAUAGAAAAUUUAAGAAAAUUUUGGAAAGUUUUAAAAUAAACAUGAAAACGAUUUCACUUCGUUGUAUUGAUACUGUUAGACGAUCAAUUUGUCAUAUCAUGCACCCUGUAUGCUUUAAAUCAGAAGAAAAUGGUAGAAUUAUAUCAUCGCCGCCUUGCAGAAGAUUGUGUACAGAAAGUGACUGCGAGAACAUUAUUAAAACAUGGAUUUACAACAUCACAUUACAAAUGCACAAACGUUGUCCAAAUCGCAUAAGAGACCCUAGAAAGCACAGAGAUCGCUACACUUGUGCUCAAUUUCCAGUGGCUGACAUGAAACACGUUGAGAGAUGUCAAAGUAUUAUUAAGAGAAAAGAAAAACAUUCAGAAAUUUGUUACAAUGGCGAUGGCACUUCUUACAACGGCACUGUCAACAUUACGUCAACUGGAAAAGCCUGUCUACCAUGGAACAUCAAUCCAUUUUUAUCUUCGCCAGUAUACAGUAAUUUAAAAAAUAAUUACUGUAGAAAUCCGCAAGGCUAUGCAACAGCUCCUUGGUGUUAUGUUAAUGCUACCAAUCGAGAUUGGGAAUUUUGUGAUGUACCAAAAUGCGAAGGAAGUAAAGUAAAGAUCAAAAACAUCAACUCAAUAUCGAUUGCAAUUAAAGUUCUUAUCGUUGUUUCUGCUUUGGUGUUUACUUUUGUUUUGAUAUUUUCCAGUUGGAAAAUAUAUCGCGUCUGGAGAAAGAAAAAGGAUGUAAAGAUCAAAAACAUCAACUCAAUAUCGAUUGCAAUUAAAGUUCUUAUCGUUGUUUCUGCUUUGGUGUUUACUUUUGUUUUGAUAUUUUCCAGUUGGAAAAUAUAUCGCGUCUGGAGAAAGAAAAAGGAUGAUACUGAAUAUAUUGAGCCAUACAAUGUUUGUGAUGUAUCUGACAAAGAAAAGAUGUCAAAAUUAUUGAGGUUGCAGACAAGAAGUGGAAGUUGAAACAAAAGAGUGGUUCAUAGAAUGAAAAAAAAUAUUUUUACUACCCUCGACCGUGGAACAGGAAAAAGGAGCUUGUAUGUCUACCUGUGUAUUCCCAAAUCGAAAGUGGUGGUUAGGCGAAACGAGUUGUAAAAAAGUAAAAAUUAUCCCUUGUUUUCAACGAAAGCUUUUGUAUGACAAGGAAAGAGAAUACUUUAGUUUUUAAGAAAGUGUAAAAUAUAUCGUCAUAAGGAAGAUCCUGGUAACAGCUU
This is a messenger RNA of Hydractinia symbiolongicarpus, 1759 nucleotides long. RefSeq lists its product as uncharacterized. Gene Ontology annotation, molecular function: endopeptidase activity; signaling receptor binding. Bases 216 to 1508 code for a protein of 430 amino acids. Lineage: Eukaryota; Metazoa; Cnidaria; Hydrozoa; Anthoathecata; Hydractiniidae. The record is from RefSeq and is a predicted model, not a curated record. The transcript has 9 exons.